Molecule: messenger RNA, 793 nt
Organism: Elgaria multicarinata webbii
Lineage: Eukaryota; Metazoa; Chordata; Lepidosauria; Squamata; Anguidae
Gene: DUSP29
Product: dual specificity phosphatase 29
Exons: 4
Coding region: 100-753 (217 amino acids)
Biological process (GO): negative regulation of MAPK cascade; protein dephosphorylation
Cellular component (GO): cytoplasm
Molecular function (GO): MAP kinase phosphatase activity; protein tyrosine/serine/threonine phosphatase activity
Source: RefSeq, a predicted model, not a curated record
GUCACACUCCAAAGAUCCACGCUACCUACAGCUUCUGAAUAAGCUCGCAGGGUUCUUUUUUAGUUUCUUCACCCAUCGAACGUAAACUCUUGAGACCAGAUGUCUUCGAAUGCCCUGAAAUCUGGAAAGUUAAGUGCUUACACAGCAGUCAAAGUAGACCCCGAUGGGGACUAUUGCACCCCUGGAGCAUUUGACCUGGAGAGGCUCUUCUGGAAAGGCAGCCCAAAGUAUACACACGUCAAUGAAGUCUGGCCCAACCUCCACAUAGGAGAUGAGAAAACGGCACUCGAUCGCUAUAGUCUCGAGAAAGCGGGCUUCACUCACAUCCUCAACGCAGCCCACGGCCGGUGGAACGUGGACACGGGACCAGAAUACUACAGCGACAUGAGCAUUGAGUACCACGGGGUGGAGGCGGACGAUCUCCCCACCUACAACCUUAGCCAGUUCUUUUACUCAUCUGCUGAGUUCAUCGAUAAAGCACUUCAGAACGACACAAGCAAGGUUCUAGUGCACUGUGCCAUGGGCCGCAGCCGCUCAGCUGCCUUGGUUCUCGCAUAUCUGAUGAUUUACAAGAAUAUGACAGUGGUUGACGCCAUAGAUCAAGUGCUCAAACACAGGUGCAUUCUCCCAAAUCGCGGCUUCCUGAAACAGCUCAGAGAACUGGAUAUAAAGUUGGCCCUGGAGAGGAGGAAUGCCACAAAUGGGAUAGACUCUAACAGAGACCGGGAGACCAGCACAGAGAUGGAGAUAUAACAUUCCCACUUUUCCAGAAAACAAGUAGCAAAAAAAGAAU